Molecule: messenger RNA, 1215 nt
Organism: Manduca sexta (tobacco hornworm)
Lineage: Eukaryota; Metazoa; Arthropoda; Insecta; Lepidoptera; Sphingidae
Exons: 4
Coding region: 1-474 (157 amino acids)
Source: RefSeq, a predicted model, not a curated record
AUGGAGCUUCCAGUUUUGGACAAAUUUUGUUUUGUGUUCGACUUGAAGACAGGAUGUAUCGCGAUGGGCAUCAUCAAUUCGCUCCUAACAUUCAUCCUGGCGGUGAUCAUGAUCACAUUCGCGGUGGACUUAAAGACCCUAGAGAAGCAGCUGAAGCGCGACGAGGUGGACACCACCAUGACCUCGGUGGUGUAUGCCAUCGUGGUGCUGUUGGUGGUGCUGCUGUUCGUCAAGUUCCUACUCGAUUUGGUCUUCGUUUAUGCCGUUCAUAAGGAAAAAUGUGGUAUUAUAAAAAAAUACUGCAUAUUCUGGAUAAUAUUCGUGGUGCUGUUCAUCAUUGGGUUCCUAAAGAUACUGUUCUACAUGGAUGCUGGGCAUGUCAUCUCUCAUAUCCUCUUUUUGGCCGAAAACUUCUACUACAUCGUUGUAAUAAGGAGCUAUUUGAUUUCGGUCAACGAAGACGGAGUCCUCUAAACAUUUCACAUUUGCUGACUAAACAUGUUGCUACUUUAUAAAUUAGUAUUUAAACAUUGUAACUGACGUGUAACGUAAUUUAGUAAAAUAUAAUCCAGUUUCAAAUGUGAUUUUUGGCAUAUCUUUAUGUCUAGAAUAAUGUAAUUCACAUUUGAUUUAAGACGUAAAAAUUUGUCGAAGCUAUUUUGUUCUGCGCGAAAAACGAUCUUGGAUCUUAUGCAGACGGUUUAUUUUAUUAAAGCUACUGACUCUUGCAGAAAAGAAGAUAGAUACAUAAGCGUGCCUAAUUUAUAUACAAAAUUAUGCAGUAACAAGCAUAAAGAACGGGCGAACCAAAAACGCUUGUAGUCAUGGCGUGUAACACCUACUCCGUCUGCAUAGGCCCUAAUGAUGAUAAUGGGUAUUUGCUUGUAAGAGAAAAUAAUAAUCUUUUUUAGAUUCUCAAAAUAAUAUUACUUAUAAUAUACAAACCGGUAUUUACCGGCUUAUUUAUUUAUAAAAUUUAAUGAACCAAAAUUAUUCUGUUUUGAAAAUAAUUUAUAUUUACCUACUAUAGUAUAAUAUGUUAAUUGUCCAGAAAAAUAUGACAACAAAGAGAUACAAUAAUACAGUUUGCGAUAUGAAUUUAAUUGACAAAUAUAUAUUUUUUAACACUUUCUCUUCUACAGUUACUGAAAAUCUAUCGAAGUCCAUAAUAUUAUCUACUUUAUAUAUUUUAUAUUUUUAUUACUUAAAUAUUAC